Molecule: messenger RNA, 1304 nt
Organism: Sorghum bicolor (sorghum)
Lineage: Eukaryota; Viridiplantae; Streptophyta; Magnoliopsida; Poales; Poaceae
Product: auxin-induced in root cultures protein 12
Exons: 1
Coding region: 105-902 (265 amino acids)
Source: RefSeq, a predicted model, not a curated record
CCCCUCGCUAUAUAAACCCCUCACACACGUACGCUCCUUCCCCAGCACGUACUCCCAUUCCCGUCCCCCCGCCCCUCACACACAGCCGUCCGCUCCGAUCCGAGAUGGCCUACGCGACGACGACGACGCAGCAUGGGCGCGCCAGCAUCCUUGUCCUCGCCGUCGCUCUCCUCCUGGCCUCCCCUGCCACGCGCGCCGCCACCGGCGGGUGCGAGGGCGACAAGCUCCCCGCGGGCAAGAGCUACGCGCACUGCGCCGCGCUGCCGUACCUCGGCGCCAAGCUGCACUGGACCUACGACGCCAAGACGGGGUCGCUGUCCGUGGCGUUCGUGGCCAAGCCCGCCGCCGGCGCCGGCGGCUGGGUGUCGUGGGCGGUGAACACCAAGGGCGACGGCAUGAAGGGCGCGCAGGCGCUGCUGGCAUUCAAGGGCGGCGCCUCCGCCUCCGCCUACGUCGUCAACACCUACAACCUGACGGGGUACGCGCCGCUCCCCGCCGCGUCCACGGCCAUCGCGUACAAGGCCACGGACCUCGCCGCGGACGAGAGCGGCGGGGAGGUGCGGAUCUACGGCAAGCUGCAGCUGGGACCCGGCGUGGAGAAGGUGAACCACAUCUGGCAGGUCGGCUCCACGGUGGCCAACGGCGCGCCGGCCAAGCACGCGUUCGACAAGGCCAACCUCCAGGCCAAGGGCACGCUCGUGCUCUCGGGCGCCGCGCAGCCGGUAGAGGCGGCGCCAGCCCCGGCCCCGGCGGGCGGCGUCGGUGCUUCGCCGGCGACGAAGGGGGGAGGCGGUGGAGCCGCACCUUCGUCUGGCGGGAAGUCGGCGGCCACCGCGUACGUGUCUGCUCCAGCGCUCACGGUGCUGGCAUUAUUGGCGGGUUUCUUAUUAGCAAUAAUGUAACCGUAUCAUCUUUCAUCUCUCGUGGACACGUAGUUAUUGGUGACACGUACGCUGACAAUAAGCGCGCAGCAAAGAUCACACGAUCGAGAUUGUUGGCACCGGCCUCUUGCUAGGUGGGUGAUGCAUACGCCUGCAAUCCUGUUCUCGUUAGCUGUUGCCUGUUGGCACGUACGUUUGAUUGAUUCACCACUGUAUUUGGAGUGUUUGAGUGCUGUCACGUUCUUGAAUAUGGCAGAGCUCCUGUCCUGGCUGGUUAGUAGGAUUAAUUAUUUCUUUUUCUCUCCUUCAUUUGUUGUGCCGAAAGAGAGAGAGAAAAAAAAAUAUUAUUGUUCCAUCCAAUUCAUGAUUUUUUUAAUAGGGGAAUCCAAUUCAUGUGUAGAUCACUGGCUAGUUUCACUUUCA